Molecule: messenger RNA, 968 nt
Organism: Sinocyclocheilus grahami
Lineage: Eukaryota; Metazoa; Chordata; Actinopteri; Cypriniformes; Cyprinidae
Product: 5-hydroxytryptamine receptor 2B-like
Exons: 2
Coding region: 168-968 (266 amino acids)
Biological process (GO): G protein-coupled receptor signaling pathway, coupled to cyclic nucleotide second messenger; serotonin receptor signaling pathway; phospholipase C-activating serotonin receptor signaling pathway
Cellular component (GO): plasma membrane; dendrite
Molecular function (GO): neurotransmitter receptor activity; G protein-coupled serotonin receptor activity
Source: RefSeq, a predicted model, not a curated record
UCACAAAAUGACAUAUAGGUCUCCGAGUUGGUCCUAAUUUAAAUUCAGACAGCCCACUGAUUAGUGCUUAAUAUUCUCUUCAUAUUUCAGACUCCAGAUGGCCCCUUGCAGAUUUCCUGUGCCCUAUCUGGCUCUUUCUGGAUGUCUUGUUCUCAACUGCCUCCAUCAUGCACCUGUGUGCCAUCUCCCUCGACCGCUACAUUGCGAUCAAGAAACCAAUCCAGCACAGCCAGUACAAGUCCAGAGCUAAAGUGCUGGCUAAAAUCGCACUGGUCUGGCUAAUCUCUAUAGGUAUUGCAAUACCUAUUCCAAUCAAAGGGCUACAAGUCUUCGACCAUCCAAACAACAUCACCUUCAACAACAACCACACCUGUCUGCUGUCGCCAGAAGGCUUCGGGGACUUCAAGGUGUAUGGGUCUUUGACAGCUUUCUUUAUACCUCUUACAAUUAUGAUGAUUAUCUACUUGCUGACAAUCCAAAUACUGCGCAAGAAGGCCUAUCUUUUGAGAAUGGGAGCUACAAGGCCCAGCAUUUCCACCAUCUUCAACCAGGAACUACCAGUUCUCUCUUCACCUGUGAAAGUGGCCAAUGCAAAUGGAAUUAAAAGGGACCGAACACUGCGUCCCGUCACAAGGGAUGAGGUCCCUCUCCGCAGGAUGUCCACCAUAGGAAAAAGGUCCAUGCAAAACUUGAGCAAUGAACAAAGGGCGUCAAAGGUUCUGGUGAUUGUAUUCAUGUUGUUUGUUGUAAUGUGGUGUCCUUUCUUCAUUACCAAUGUGACUUCUGUACUCUGUCAAGGGUGCGACAGUAAUCUAGUGGAGCAACUGUUGGAUAUCUUUCAAUGGGUGGGCUACGCUUCGUCGGGAAUCAACCCCCUGGUUUAUACACUGUUCAACAGGACGUUCAGGGAGGCCUUUAAGCGCUACAUCACAUGUAACUACAGCUCAGUGAGCAAUGGCCAACUUUAA